AUUAGGAUAACCCAAAACAUAUUAGAUGUACAGAAAUGAUUGUUAUAAGCAAGAAACAUUACGUUUCAACAAGAAGUACCUUUUUUUUUUCUUUUUCUUUUUUUUCUUCUUUUUUUUUUAAAGAGGAACAUGUACCUUUAAUGCUUUUGUCUUCUUUUAUUUGAUAAAUAAAACUUCUUAAAACUAAUACAUCUUUUUUUUCUCUCUCUCUCUUGCAGCGUGUGGUGAACCAUACGACGAGCACGAUGACGACACAGGCUCUUCCCACAUACCUCGUCACCACAGUCAUAGACGCGCCGUACGUCGUGAUGAAAGAAGGCGGCGGCUACGACGGCUUCAUGAUCGACGUGCUCAGCGCCAUCGCCGACAAGGUGGGCUUCCGCUACACGAUCCGGCCGAGGAGUGACGGCGUGUACGGCAGACAGGACGUCGACGGGCAGUGGACCGGCAUGGUCGGCGAGCUUAUCAGACACGACGCUGAUAUCGCAGUAGCAAACAUGGCGAUCACCUCAAGUCGUGAGCGAGUGGUCGACUUCUCGAAGCCGGUGUUGAUGGAGGGAGUCCGACUGUUGACGAGGAAGCCCGAGACCCCGGUGCCCGGACUCGGCCUGCUAGUGGAGCCGUUCGCCACCGAGCAGUGGUUCGCCAUCCUGAUCGCCUUCCUCCUCGUCAGCAUCCUCUUCGUCGUCAUCGGCAGGUUCAGCCCCUACGAGUGGACGCACGUCGUGCCCGGCAAGGACACGAGAGGCGCCAGACACAGCUUCGGCUUGAGGGACAGUUUUAUGUUCACCUUCAGUACUCUGACGUGGCAAGGAUACCGAGAACACCCUCGAUCUUUAUCCGGACGUAUCCUGGCCGCCUUCUGGUUUAUGUUCACCAUCUUCUCCAUCCUGGCGUACGCCUCCAACCUGACGGUCUUCCUCCUGGCCAGGGAGGAGGCCAAGCCCGUGAUGCCCUUCAAGAACUACCAUGACCUCGUGCAGGACGGCAACAUAGACGUGGGCGUCGUCAGGGACGGCUACGCGUUUCAGCGGCUGCGCGGAGCGCAGUCGUACAAGCACCUGGCGGACUACAUCGAGAGUCGGCAGACGUUUGUCGAGUCCGUCGACAACGGCGUCCGG
Gigantopelta aegis is the source of this 1121-nucleotide messenger RNA. RefSeq names its product glutamate receptor U1-like. Lineage: Eukaryota; Metazoa; Mollusca; Gastropoda; Neomphalida; Peltospiridae. Gene Ontology annotation, cellular component: membrane. Gene Ontology annotation, molecular function: glutamate-gated receptor activity. The annotation marks the transcript as partial. Gene Ontology annotation, biological process: monoatomic ion transport. The record is from RefSeq and is a predicted model, not a curated record. The transcript has 4 exons.